GGUGGAGAAUAAGCCCGAGAGAGACAGGAGGGAGGCUCUCGGAGCAGCGAGCAUCCGCUCUCGAUCCCGAGCCUUGCAGCGGGAGCUUGGGAGAGGGUAGGGAGUGCGGCGCAUCCUUGCCUGAGCCUGUGUGGCUGCCUAGCCGUGCUCUCGCCAGCGCCAGCGGUCUUCAGGGCUCCCAAGGAUGGAGGAAUCUAGGGAGACGUCGUCGUCCUCCAACAACUCUUCGGAAGAGCUAAGUUCCGCGCUGCAGCUGUCCAAAGGCAUGUCGAUCUUCCUAGACAUACUGAGGAGAGCAGACAAAAAUGAUGAUGGAAAAUUGUCCUUUGAAGAAUUCAAAGCAUAUUUUGCAGAUGGUGUUCUGAGUGGAGAAGAAUUACAUGAGCUCUUCCAUACCAUUGAUACACAUAAUACCAACAAUCUUGACACAGAAGAACUAUGUGAAUAUUUUUCUCAGCACUUGGGCGAGUAUGAGAAUGUACUAGCAGCACUUGAAGACUUAAAUAUUUCUAUCCUGAAGGCAAUGGGAAAAACAAAAAAAGACUAUCAAGAGGCCUCCAAUUUGGAACAAUUUGUAACUCGAUUUUUAUUGAAAGAGACCUUGAAUCAGCUGCAGUCUCUCCAGAAUUCUCUGGAAUGUGCCAUGGAAACUACUGAGGAGCAAACCCGUCAAGAAAGACAAGGGCCAACUAAGCCAGAAGUCCUUUCAAUCCAAUGGCCUGGAAAACGAUCAAGUCGCCGAGUCCAGAGACACAACAGCUUCUCCCCCAACAGCCCUCAGUUUAAUGUCUACAGUCCAGGUUUACUAGAAGAAGAUAACCAAUGGAUGACCCAGAUAAAUAGACUCCAGAAAUUAAUUGACAGACUGGAAAAGAAAGAUCUCAAACUUGAACCUCUAGAAGAAGUUAUUGAAGGGAAUACUAAAUAUCACAUCAUGCUUGUGCAGCGUCAGAUGUCUGUGAGAGAAGAGGACUUGGAAGAAUUCCAGCUUGCUCUGAAACACUAUGUGGAGAGUGCUUCCUCCCAAAGUGGAUGCUUGCGUAUUUCUAUACAGAAGCUUUCAAAUGAAUCUCGCUACAUGAUUUAUGAAUUCUGGGAAGAUAGUAAUGUAUGGAAUAGCCACCUUCAGAUGAAUUAUAGCAAGACAUUCCAAAGAAGUAAUGUGGAUUUCUUGGAAACUCCAGAACUCACAUCUACUAUGCUAGUUCCUGCUUCAUGGUGGAUCCUGAACAACUAGAUGUUUCUAAACAUUUUCUUUAUGGUUCCAAGUGAAAAACAAGUGUUCUUAUCUAAAAUGUGAACUAGAAAAUUCUCUGUACUUAUUAGUCAACUCUCUUUGGUUUUAUUUACCCUAAAAUGUGCACUCAUUUCUUAAAUGUCUUCUAUAACUUUAUCUUUCAUAUGUAUUUUAGCUCAACUUUCUAAGUUCACUAUUAUUCUCAAUAUGUGCUAAUGUAUUGCUAUACUGUAACCUAAAACCCAGUAGCCACAAAAUCCUAAUAUGUGAAAAAGUGUACACAUAAAGGAACAAAAUCAUUAUGACACAGUGAGAACUUUUAUUUAGAAUAUUACUUCCUAGAACAGCUUUUGUAGAUGUCAUAAACUGUAAAGCUUAAAUCAGUGUUUUGUGAUUUUUUAAGUAUCUAAUUUUCAGCAACUGAAAUUUAUAUUUGAGUAAUGCCUGCUCCAUUCCCAAUUCAUGAUCUAUGUCUAUUCACGUUAUAUUACGUAGAAUAAUAUGAUCCAUAUGACUGGUGUCCUUAUAUGCAGAGAGACAGCAGGGAUACAUGUGCACAGAGAAAAGGCCACAUGAGGUCACAGUAAGAAGGUGGCCAACACCAAGCCAAUGAGAAAGGCCUCAAGAGAAUCCAGCUCUGCUAGCACUCUUGGACUCUUAGUCUCUAGAAUUAUGAGAAAAUAUCUUUCUGUUGUUUGAGCUUUUAAAAAGUAAAUACAUGAGCAUAAAACAACCCUCAUUAUAACUGACAGAAUCUCUAUCCAUCUGUCAGGUUAUAAACUGGUUUUUCACAAGGGAAAAAUUCUUUGACAGGGUACCAUUUAAUAAUAUAACACUGUUAUAUCAUUUAUUAGUACCAUAACUCCAUGUAUGUAAGUUAAACAAAUCAAGAAAAGAGGAGAGUUUUACUUUGAAAAAAUAUGGUUUGGAAUUUUGGGCACAUGAUCAAGAGUAUAUGUGACUCAGGUUUUAACUUAUGAAAAAUAGAAAUUUCCAUUUAAAUAAUGAUUUCAAAGUAUUUUAAAAACAAAAUUUUAACCUAAAUGAAUAAGGAAGAAAUAGAAAACAAGUAUGAAACUUUAGGGAAAUAAUAAAAUAUGUAGUGGACAAAAAACAUCUAUUAUCCAGUUUCAGCACUGGAAUAACCACAAUCUCAGUUCACUAGAACAACUGUAACUAUGUACCUUUUAUGCUCUGCUGUACAAGCUCAUAAAUUAAAUCUUUUAAUAAAAUCUUUUAUUCUUAUAAAUGCUAAUGAAAAUGCAAUGCAUAUAGAUAUUUGUUACCAUGUUACACACUCUAAUCCAAAUUCCCUUGAAACAACCACAGGUCUACCAGGAAGCAAAUGUAAGGUGAAUUUUUCCAAUUUUUUUUUUUUUUUUAACUAUUGGAAAACUCAGACAAAGGGAAGAUUGAACUAAAAUUUUAUUUUUUAAAUAUAAAAGUGACCUAAAAUAUUUUCUCAAACUAAUUUAUGGAAUAUUAACUUUUUAACAAUAUCUUUAUAUACACUUAGUCCUCAUUCAAUUUAAAUAAAAGUAAAUUAAUUUUAAUAGCUUCUACUAAACCUAGGUAGUAAAUUUUGACAUAUGCACAUAUAUUUGUGUGUAUAUAUACAUAAAAUGUGUGUAUGGUCACUUCUACAGAUGAUGAACACAAUGAAAUAACAUCUAUCUCUACUCUUUAAUUUAUAUACAAGCAAAGAAUAACAUUAAUGGAGAUGUACAAUGAUUAUUCAAACAAGCUAUACAUAUGUACAAAGGCAAACAGAUAAUAAAAUAGUCUUUUCAGUCUCACUCUGAUUAUAUAUAGUAAGAAAGGAUCAAAAGACUUUGAAACCUUGGAGACUUUUGAUGUACAAACUCUUCCUGAAAACAAUGGCUUCAAAAAUACAAUUAUAGCCAAUCAAUACAUUGUUCUGACCAGUCCAAUUCAGUAUCAUAUUUAGAAAGUACAACAGGUCUUUUGGAUACGAGGCAGUUUCCAAAGUAGAAGGUUAGUAUGACUUUAAAGUUUCUGUCCUCAGUAACAGUGCUAAGUUGAAAGGCUCUUUUGAUUCUCUUUAGAUACAAUCAAUUGGAAUAGAUUCUAUCAUCUUUAAACUAAAGUUAAAAAAAGACUUUGAGAAUAGGCAAAUAAUAAAGCAAACCAAUUUAAUUAUAUGGUAAUUCUGAACACAGCUCUUUUUUUAUUAUAUUUUUUGAGAUGACCCCAGCUCUUACAUAAAUUAUACAUGUAGUUUAUGUAUGUAUAUGAGAGUGUGUUUAUAUUCAUACACAUAUAAAUAAUGGCGCCUAUAAUAUAAAGGGAAAUAGGGCAAAAACAAAUGAAAAAAACUACACUGUAGGUAUAAAGUAAUCUUAAAAUAACCAAUAGAUUUAUUGCUAAUGAAGCUUUUCUAUCCCCUAUUUAAAAAGAAAUCUUUUUCUAGGGAACAAAGCAAUCAAAAGUAGUAUACUAAAGACCAAGAGGGGUAACCUGCCAUGGACUAAAUUUUGAUCUGGAUAACAAGCCCCGAGACCAGUGAAGAAAAAGGUACUGGUUUUAGGAGUUCAGAAUUCAGUUUAAGGUAAACUUUCUGCCAAAUGAUGCCCUUGAAUGCCUUGCCAGUAGACCUGAGAUCUGAGAAAACCUGAAAGAACAGAACUACUGAGAGUUUACACUUACCUUUCUAUCAGCAAAAUUUCUGGCACUGUGCUGGAAGAAACUUUUAUUUUUUUAACGAGUAACAUCCAGAGUGACAAACUGCAGGAGAUAUAUUGAAUAAAAAUUUCUGGGAGCUAAAAGUUUAAACUCCCAAAUUCUUCAUCCAUAUAUAUUCUUGUUAUAAGAAAUUAGAGAAUUAAAACUUAAUGUACCUCAAUUAUUUAUAAAUGCCCAAAUUUUUCCUCUUUUGGCAAUAAAACAAUCUUUGACAAUGUUGGUAUUAUCACAAACCUAGAGAUAGAUCAUAUAUUUGAAAAGAAAUACCUUUUUAAAAAUGUUCUCCCUCUUAUUGAGAACUAAGUAUUGAACAUCCUGAAUUAUUCUGAGCCUCUAGAGAGAUAGGAAAGUUCUUUUCAAAUGCUGGUAUGAAAUCAGUGGGAAACAACAAAAGCAACUUUAAAAGACACAAGAAAUUAUGUAUCAUAUAUACACUGUAGCAAAUACUUUAUAUUUGAGCAUCUUUACAGCUUACAUUCCAUUAUUACAAGUGAUGAAAAAUUUGCAAGUAGCAUGCAAAUUAUAAAUACAGUCUUCCCAUUUCACUAACCAAAUUAAUGUCUCAAUUUAUGCAGGAAACUGCCUGUAAAGCUGAAACUGAUUAGAAAAUUCUUUAUAGUUUAAAGUAUCUCUUUCUCAUUUUAGGAGAAACCAAAUUCCCAGCCAUCAAAAUUAAAAAUACAUUGAAUUGUCACAGUCCAUUAUAGUUAUUGUUGCUAGAUCCACUUCAUUUGCAGGUGUCCAAAAUAUGAAUAAUUCUUUAUCUUCAAAUAUAUAUGUUCUUAAAGUGCUACUUAAAGCUUUGGUUGUUUUCCUGUAAUAAGAAAAUGUUCAUUUGUCAAUUAGAUUGAAUGAAUGCAGCUUUUACUAAUUAGCUUAUCAAGCCAAAUACUGUGAUCCUACUGUUUACAGAUCUAAAUGCAUGUUAGUGAAGAAACUAUUAAAGUAACUAGAACUUUUCAAAUAAAGUUCUCCUGUGUUUAGAGAAACAUAUGUAAUUCAUUUUUAAUUAUAUUAGACUGUAUUCCAACCCAGUUGUUCUGUUUUUGUGGUACCUAGGUUUUUUAAAUGUUAUUAAUGCAUAAAAUUCAAAAGUAAAUAAACUCAAUUGUAAUGUAUAAGAUUUGUUCAAAAUAAAGUGUAAGUCAAACUUUUACUGACAAAAUAAAAUGUUAGAGAUGGAAAACCUUCAAAAUGAAAAAGCGACUAUAGUUUAUACAGUGUUGAAGUUUAGAUUUAUUCUUACAGACCAAGGAUUACAUGGCCCUAAGAUCUCUAAAUAGGUAGAAACAUUCAAGUAUCAAGGAUGCUUUUCCUCAUUAAAUAUUCCUGUGUGCAAAGUAUUACAACAAAAACUUUUAAAUUUAUGCUUUAAUUUUAAAAAUAAUUGGUGGGAGGCCUGCAAGGUAAGGAGUUUAGAUUAAGAAACAUUAAUAUGCACUAUGAAUAAAUUAAAAUACAAAAAUCUGUAAUUAGGAAAAAAAAAAAGCUACAGAUUCCAAAGGGUUAGAAAUCCCGCAAAUG
Messenger RNA from Sus scrofa (pig), 5464 nucleotides. RefSeq names its product N-terminal EF-hand calcium binding protein 1 (gene NECAB1). The record is from RefSeq and is a predicted model, not a curated record. NCBI's taxonomy places the organism in Eukaryota, Metazoa, Chordata, Mammalia, Artiodactyla, Suidae. Gene Ontology annotation, cellular component: cytoplasm. Gene Ontology annotation, biological process: regulation of amyloid precursor protein biosynthetic process. Gene Ontology annotation, molecular function: calcium ion binding.